Molecule: messenger RNA, 2375 nt
Organism: Elaeis guineensis (African oil palm)
Lineage: Eukaryota; Viridiplantae; Streptophyta; Magnoliopsida; Arecales; Arecaceae
Product: purine-uracil permease NCS1-like
Biological process (GO): nucleobase transport; transmembrane transport
Cellular component (GO): plasma membrane
Molecular function (GO): nucleobase transmembrane transporter activity
Source: RefSeq, a predicted model, not a curated record
AAGUCUCUUUACUCACGCUACAACUUCCACUCUAAUUAAUUAAUAAUUCCAUCCCACCAUCUAGCUCAUGGAGAUUACGUGCUGCGUUCUCGUACGCUACAUAGCAGUAGCGCUUUCACAGCUUAAUUGUCUCUCGACUGACGUACAUGGGUUAUUGUUUAAUUGUCUCUCGAACUCGAUCUGUUAUCUAUCCUUCGGCCACGCAACUGAAAGUCUUCCCCUGCUAGUUUAUAAUAUUUUGGCAGGUUGGGUUUGCAGUUUCUUCAAACCCGUAUCCUUUGUUGACGUUCUUAUCAAUCAUCAAACUCUAUUUACGGAGGCCUACUCCCGGCCCCUUCAAAUUCUCCCUGCUCCAACUAUCCACCCCCGUUACCAUGCCACCACUCGCUUUCGUCUCCCUCCCCUAAUUUUGGCCAAUUCCUCGUCGCCGGGCGGCCAUUAUGACGGCCGACACAAGAGAACCGGGGUCUCAGGCGGCCGGCAACCGGGAUCUCCUGCCGGUACCCCGCAGCCAGCGCACGUUCACGGCGUGGGACAUGGCCGGCCUCUGGGUGGGGCUGGUAACCGGCGUGCCGUCCUACUACAUCGCCGGCAGCCUGGUGGAGGAGGGCAUGGCUUGGUGGCAGGGCAUCUCCAUCGUCGUCGCCGCCAAGGCAGUCCUCCUCUUUCCCCUCCUCCUCGCCGCCGCCCCCGGCACCCGCUACGGCAUCCCCUUUCCCAUCCUCGCCCGCGCCGCCUUCGGCGUCCGCGGCGCCCACGUCCCCGCCCUCCUCCGCGCCCUCGUCGCCUGCGGCUGGUUCGGCAUCGAGUCCUGGAUAGGCGGCCAGGCCUUCUUUCUCCUCCUACCCUCCUCCCUGCGCUCUUCCUCCCUUUCCCGCCCGCUCCCCUGGCUCGCCACCUCCCCCCUGGAGCUCGCUUGCUUCCUCCUCUUCUGGCUCGCCCAGCUGGCCGUCGUAUGGAGAGGAAUGAGGGGUAUCCGCCUGCUCGAGAAGUACUCGGCGCCGAUCCUGGUCUUGCUCGCCGGUCUCCUCCUCGCCUGGGCCUACGUCCGGGCCGGCGGCUUCGGUCCCAUGCUGUCCGAGCCGCCACGGCUCACCUGGCCCCAAUUCUGGGCCCUGUUUUUCCCCUCCCUCACUGCCAACGUCGGCAGCUGGGCUGCCGUGAUGCUGAGCAUCUCUGACUUCUCGCGCUACGCCCGGAGCCAGGCUGACCAGGUUCUCGGCCAGCUGGGCCUCCCCUUGUUCAUGGGCUCCUUCGCCUUCGUCGGCCUCGCUGUCACCUCCGCUACGGAAACCAUCUUUGGCCGCCUCAUCUCCGACCCCAUCGAGCUCCUCAGCCAGAUCGGCAGCACCUUCGCCAAAAUUCUCGCCAUCCCGGGGAUCACACUUGCGAUCCUGACCACCAACAUCCCGGCCAAUGUUGUUGCUCCGGCAAACGCGCUGGUCAGCCUCAGCCCCUCCACCUUCAGCUUCAAAUCCGGCGCGCUGCUCACCGCGCUCAUCGGCAUCGCGUUCCAGCCGUGGAGGAUCUACAACUCGCCCGACAGCUUCGUCUACACGUGGCUUGUGGGGUACUCCGCUGUCAUGGGGCCCCUUGCCGGCAUCCUACUCACCGACUACUAUGUCCUCCGCCACGCCGUCCUCGACGUGGACGAGCUCUACUCUACUAUCCCCGAUGGAGUCUACUACUACCGUGGUGGGUAUAACGUGGUGGCCAUGGUGACACUGGUGGUAAGCAUAGUGCCAAUAGUGCCGGGAUUUCUUCACAAGCUAGGGAUGCUCGAGUCCACGCCAGUGCCCCUUAUAUUUAUCUACAACAUCGGCUGGUUCUAUGGCUUCUUCUCGUCCGGGCUGGUGUACUUAGCGCUCUCUCGCUGGAAGUGGUUAAAUGGUGGUAGCAGUAGAACUGCUGCUUCUUCUUCUUCUUCCUCCCAUUCCUUGAUGGACGGACUACUUGGCGAUGUGAAAAAUUAAUAGGUGGUAAACUUCAUGUAUUGUUUUUUUUUUUUCUUCUUUUUGGGUACAUAACUUCAUGUAUUGUUUUGUUACCGAAUUACCAAGGAGAGUGGAGUAUGAUCAGCUCAUGAACCUCUCUCCGCCUCACGCGUGUCUAGUUCCUCCAUUAUCAUCAAAUAACUAUGUGUCUAUAUAUUAAUAUGUAAAUGUAUAUGUAUAUGUCACGGCCAUGGCCACUGUAUAUACGAUCCCGACUUUCCCUAAGGAAGACGGUGUUGCCUCACUUUGGGUUUCAACUGCUCAGGGUAACGAAAUGACGGCACAUGGAUAUAUUCAAAAUUGUAACAGUUGUUUAGGAAUCCUGUUACGUUCAAACAGGACGAAUGAGUUUUAUGCAGGUGUCAGGUGGCAUCUGGACAU